Messenger RNA from Elgaria multicarinata webbii, 895 nucleotides. Its product is annotated as fibrinogen-like protein 1-like protein. The coding region runs from base 32 to 877 and encodes 281 amino acids. The record is from RefSeq and is a predicted model, not a curated record. NCBI's taxonomy places the organism in Eukaryota, Metazoa, Chordata, Lepidosauria, Squamata, Anguidae. The transcript has 2 exons.
AUCUGAGUGAAGGACUUAUUCCAGAAAGAGAAUGAAUUUGAAAAAUUCAGUGGGUUACAUUCUACUGCUACUCUUUCAAUGUGAACUAUGGACAAGUGCAGAAAAGGUCUUCAAGCUUGCUAAUUCUCACCUGCUUCCACCAGGAGGCUGUACAAGACUAAUCAACAUUAAUGCAGAAGAAUAUCCAAGGGAUUGCAGUGAGAUAUUUAAGCAGCCUAAAGAAAACUCCGAAGAUGGUCUUUAUGUCAUUCAGCCAAUGAAGGAGCCUAUUGGUGUGUACUGUAAUAUGCAAGAUGGUGGCUGGACAGUAAUUCAGCACAUUACUGCCAACAGUACUGUAGACUUUGACAGGACCUGGCAGGACUACAAAUAUGGUUUUGGCUCAAUUAAUGAAAACCACUGGUUAGGGAAUGAAUAUAUGCACCAGUUAACUAGCUCUUCAAGACCAUAUACGCUUGGGAUUAAACUUGUAGACCUGAAUGCUCAAAUCAAAUGGGGAGAGUAUGAGCCAUUCCAUAUUGAAGACGAAGCAUCUCAAUACAGGAUCAGGCUUGGUUUGUAUAAAGGUAAUGCUGUUGAUGCCCUGUGUCAGGAUACAGAAGCAUAUCUCCAUGACAACCAGAAGUUCACCACAAAAGACAGAGAUAAUGAUAACUAUUUUCAAAACUGUGCCAAACUCGAGUACAAUGGCAUUCCUGGUGGUGGCUGGUGGUACGAUGCUUGUGCUGGAGCAAAUUUAAAUCGCAGGAAUGUUAUCUAUUGGCAACAGGACUGCAACAAAAUACAUAUGUGCAAAUAUGCCUGGAUGAUGAUCAAGCCGGCUGACCACUGCCAGGACUGCUCGAAGGCUUGUCCGUCUCAGAAAGACGAAUUGUAAACAACACUACAAAAUAAA